This is a messenger RNA of Octopus sinensis (East Asian common octopus), 1221 nucleotides long. RefSeq lists its product as uncharacterized. The coding region runs from base 200 to 1090 and encodes 296 amino acids. Lineage: Eukaryota; Metazoa; Mollusca; Cephalopoda; Octopoda; Octopodidae. The transcript is spliced from 6 exons. The record is from RefSeq and is a predicted model, not a curated record.
UCGACCACAACUGCUUAACUUCCCAAGCUAACUUGUCAUAUCUUGUGGCCAACCUUGAUAUUUUGGAACAUUACUAAUAUAAGUGGACGGUCAUCCCAGCUGAGGAAAUUACUGGACAGCCAUAGAGGACAGAUUUAACAAAUUCUCCCGUUGACCACUGAAAGCGUAGGUGCUGCCAGUAGCCCCACCAAAGAGCAGGAUGUGCCAAUUUCCAUCUACCGGUCCAACCGUGACCAUCUUGUUGCUAGUCAACCUAGCAACAAUUCUGACCGUUACCUCAGAUCAGAAGUUUAACGAAGCCCACUACGAACGUCUGCCUCCUGGUUACUCCUAUGAUUACCUUCAGGCGUCUCCAACAGAACAAUUCUCCACAUCGCGAAGUCUACUGGAGUGUUCCGGCCUCGCUCUAAGCAGCAAAUCAGAAUUCUUUUCUUACAACAAAGACAGCCAUGUUUGUAAGAAUUACUCACCGAAGAAUAUUAUGACAGUCGUCAGAGGAAACGAUAGCAACGAGAUUUCCUACUACAGAAGUAGUGAAUGGAUUAAAACUUAUGCCAUAUCAAUGGGAGCAAAUUCGUUAAUCUAUAAUUCCAUACUCAAUAUAGGAAGUCCUUCAACUUGGAAUGUGGACAAAUGCAAUGGUAUCCAUUGUCCAAAUUUCUUCCGACAUCCAAUACUCGAUAUCUGGAAGAGUCUUCCAAUUUAUCAGGUGAAACUUGUGUUAUACAAAAAGGAAACAGCCGUAGUAACAAUGGUGUUUAAUGGACGAAAUACAACUCUUGAAAACUGGUUCUCUGCUAAAAACCUGAAAAGUUCCCCAUGGGACGAUCUGGCAACGAGCUCCCAUAAUUAUUUCUCAAUGGCGGGCGUUGUAAAGAUCCGCCGAUUCUAUGUGUCAGCUUUUCAUAACGCAUGUCCCGGAGAUGCCGGCUGGUUGUCUAUUAAUGAAAAAUUCCAUGUAUGUGGUUGGGAAAGAUCAAGCUAUUUCCCUGCGAUCAUAUACUCCAACACAAAGUCGAAAACCAUAUGGUAUAACGGAUAUGGAACAGCUGAUUCCAUGGCCAUAUUCAUUCGAAUGAAAUCGAACUAAUAUCGAUCGCAGGAUAUCCACACCAAGCGCUAUUCUGAGUGUUAACUGUUGUUGUUGUUGCUAUCGGCCGAUCCCAAGUCGACCACCACCAAUGCUCACAAUUCAACUGAUCAAUGCCACCCCACCCACAC